Messenger RNA from Halteromyces radiatus, 1271 nucleotides. RefSeq lists its product as uncharacterized. The transcript has a single exon. The record is from RefSeq and is a predicted model, not a curated record. Bases 462 to 1154 code for a protein of 230 amino acids. NCBI's taxonomy places the organism in Eukaryota, Fungi, Mucoromycota, Mucoromycetes, Mucorales, Cunninghamellaceae.
UAUCGAUAUUGGCGACGACCUUCCAACUGUUACAACAAAAGUCAAUCCUACUACUCAUUUGGAUGGAACUAAUGAUGAUAUACAACAAAAACAAGAUGGUAACAAGUUCAAAUCUGGUGGUAAUACUGAUGCUACAGUUAGUCAAGAUCUUUCUUCUCUUUCAUCUAUAUCAAGUCUGUCUGGCGAUGAUGAUGUAUCAGGUGAUGAUGAUUUUAGUGGUGACGCUACCGGCAAUAAGAAAGGAAAACGAAAAAGACGACAUAACAAGAAACAAAAUCAAGAUACCACAAUGGAUACAUCUUUUACUGCUACUUCAAAAACAAGCGGGAAACUCUCUGCUCUACCGUGCAAAAAAGCUUGGAUGAAAAACUUUUUACAACACAAUGUGAAAUCUGAUAAUGGUAUUGGAAAAGCAACUUCUUUAGGUAAAGAGAAUGAAAAGUAGAAAAAAAAAAAACUAAAUGGGAUUAUAUAUUGAUUAUUCAUUUUUUUUUAUUUUUAUUAUUCUAGAUCGUACUGUGAUCAAACAAGAACAUAUGGAUGAUAAUACCAAUUUAUCAACGUUGAAGGAAUCGAAUAUAACAAGCAAAAACAUUAGUGAUGAUGGCAAUGAUGAAUCAACACAACAACCCAAGAAAGAAUCGAUGGACACAGCUACUAUUCCAAUAGCAACGACCAAGGACACAAAUAUGAAUGAUACAAUGGACAUUGAUUUGGAUGAUGGUGAAUUAAGUGAUGCAAGCUCAGCAUCGACAAUUCCAUUAGAUGAUGAUGAUCGGGAAUGGACUUUACGACCACAGCAACGGCAGAAAGGAAAACCAGUUGAAGCAUCUAUUAAAUCAUCGCAAGAAACAACUGUACCAAUAGCAUCAAGUCAAAACAAGGAUGAACAAGGAACAGUUACAUCAUCAACAUCUGUAGAUAGUGUCAAACAAUUGGAAGAAAAAGCAGCAAAGCAAGAUCAAACAACCACCAAAUUGGAAAGUGAUCAAGUCAAUAAACCAAAGGUCAAAGUGUCCCUUCAAGAAUAUUUAUCAAGGCGAAUGGCGAAUCAAGAUUCAUCAACAUCAAUAAACACAAACAAUACGAUACCAUUUACCUCAGAACAACAAAAACAACAACACCAUAUGGCGGAUAAUGAUCAAUCACGAUGAACUCACUUCAAUCAUUCUUUCACUAGUUUAUUUUAUUAUUUGAUGAUUUCCCCCCUUUUUUUUUGUAUAUGAUUUUUAUUAUCAUUUCUUUAUAUUCUGUUUUGCAUUCCAUCCAUC